Messenger RNA from Mercenaria mercenaria, 2010 nucleotides. RefSeq lists its product as uncharacterized. Gene Ontology annotation, molecular function: protein binding. The record is from RefSeq and is a predicted model, not a curated record. NCBI's taxonomy places the organism in Eukaryota, Metazoa, Mollusca, Bivalvia, Venerida, Veneridae.
UAAAUGGGGAAGAACGUUUAUGCCGGCCCCACUAUUGCCUCCCCCGCCAUCCUAACUUUGAGUUCGCUCCUGCGCCACUGCGCUAUGAUUUUUUUCUCAGGAGCAUUCGUCAGAUCUAUUUUGGAAAAACAGCUUUAAAUAGUAGUAAACAUCUGUCGUGUUAUGUUAGAUGGCACUAUUUUAAGCCUUAAACAUAUACCACUUAUAUUUAAACACACAAAUAUUGAUUUCACGUUUGUGCAUAUACAUUUAAAGUUAUUUUUCAUAAUUCGAAAUAUGAAUGUGGGUUUACUGUAUCUUUUAGAUCGCAUGGAGAAUUACUGCAACGAUGAAUUUAGUUUCCUUUGGAAGUCUGAAUACCAAGUUAGGCUUGAACUUAAUGCCUACAAAAUUUACGAAACCAAAGGAGACAACUACCCAUAUGACAAAGUAGGAUAUUGUGUUACCACUUUCGAGGCUUGGUUGACACGCUAUCCAAAAUUUAUGUUCUAUUUCGAAGAUUUAAACCUCGACUGCAACAAAGGCCAUCUUGAGUUUUACAUUGGGGACUUUUCUGACACAAGAGUAAAAGGCUUGGAGACAGACAUAUGUGGGGCUGAUAAACCACAGGGUGUAUAUACAGUAGACGAACGAUAUUUCCGCAUAAAAUACUUUCCUAAAAGGAGCCACUACAGCAGUGAUAUAUUUUCUAUCAUCAUCACAACUUAUGGUCCUGAAGGUACAUGUCCAAGCUAUGCGCACGUAUGUGCCAACUCACGAUGUAUAGACGACAAUCUCGUAUGCAAUGGCAAUAAAUCCUGUGGUGACAAUUCGGGUUGUGAGUUAAGCACGGGUGCAAUCGUCGGUAUAGUGAUAGGAAGUCUCGUUGGGUUAGCUUUACUUGUCAGUGUAGUGGUCUGGUGUAUUUAUAGCUCGAUACGUAGUGGAAACACUUUCGGACCAGCGCAGAGCACGCCGGUAACAUAUUCAGGUUAUACUCCACAAGUAUGCAACCAACCGAUGUAUGGGGUAAACCAGGGAUCACCUUACAACCCCAGGCAAUCUCCAUACCCUCUUGCCACAGCACCAAGCAGUGCUACUACUGAUCCAAGCCAACAAGGGAUCAUUCGCCCAGUUUACGAUAUUAAUGAAGGCACGAACUAUCACAACGACCAGACACAUACUUUAUUAUGAAAUUCAGAGACAACCGAACAACAACCAGACGGGAACAAAUAUAACGAUCCUCCACCACAAUACAGUGAACUCUUUGCAAAUUCUGACCAAAGCAAACACCAACCUUAGGAAUACUACAGUGUAAUUAUAAGCAUAUGCUUUGCAUUGGAAACGUUUGCACAAGUGUAUUCCUUUCGACGGGAUGGAAAAUAGAUAGCAUGGAAAAUUAUUGCAACGAUGAAUUUAGUUUCAUUUGGAAGACUGAAUACCAAGUUAGGCUUAAACUUAACGACAACAAUAUUUACGAAAAGAAGGAAAGCGUCUAUCCAUACAACAGACCACGAUAUUGUGAGACCACUUUUGAGGCCUGGAUUACACGCUAUCCAAAAUUCAUGUUCUAUUUCGAAGAGUUAGACCUCAACUGUGACAAAGGCCAUCUCGAGUUUUACAUUGGCAAGAGUACUGACACGAGACUGCCAGGCUUGGACGGAGAUAUAUGCGGAGCUUAUAAGCCGCAGGGUGUAUAUACAGUAGACAAAAGGUAUUUCCGCAUAAAAUACGUUCCUAAAAGGAGCCAGUACAUCAUAUGAUAUCUUUUCUAUUAUCAUCACAACUUAUGGACCUGAAGAUACAUGUCCAAGUUAUGCGCACGUAUGUGCCAACUCAAGAUGUAUAGAUGAUGAUCUCGUAUGCAACGGCAAUAACUCCUGCGGUGAUAAUUCGGGUUGUGACCUUAGCACGGCUGCAAUCGUCGGUAUAGUUAUAGGAGGUCUCGUUGGGUUAGCUUUACUUGUCAGUGUAGUGGUAUGCUGUAUUUGUUGCACGAGACGUAGUGGAAACACUCCCGGAACUGUGCAG